Molecule: messenger RNA, 3195 nt
Organism: Drosophila erecta
Lineage: Eukaryota; Metazoa; Arthropoda; Insecta; Diptera; Drosophilidae
Gene: JYalpha
Product: sodium/potassium-transporting ATPase subunit alpha
Exons: 6
Coding region: 56-3088 (1010 amino acids)
Biological process (GO): intracellular potassium ion homeostasis; intracellular sodium ion homeostasis; sodium ion export across plasma membrane
Cellular component (GO): membrane
Molecular function (GO): P-type sodium:potassium-exchanging transporter activity; ATP binding; ATP hydrolysis activity
Source: RefSeq, a predicted model, not a curated record
ACUAGAGCAUAGCUGUUUUCAUCAAAUGUCAAACGCAGGGUACAAAAUUUAAAAGAUGCCAACAAAAAAAAAAAAAGAACAUAAAAGCAAAAUUAAUGGAAAGCAACAUAAAAAGGACAUUCAGUCUUUUAAAAAAGAUGUGGAAACUGAUAAUCAUAAAAUAUCUGUAGACGAACUAUUAGAGCGCUUAAAGACAGAUCCCCACAUGGGCUUAUCCCAUUUGGAGGCCAAAUUAAGAUUGGAAAUAAAUGGUCCUAACAUACUAACGCCACAGCCUCCAACUCCACAAUGGAUAGUUUUUCUAAAAACCAUGUUUGGAGGAUUUGCUAUACUACUUUGGUCAGGAUCUUUUCUUUGUUUCGUUGGAUAUCUUAUACAAUUAAAAACGCAGCACGAACCACCAAAGGACAAUCUUUAUCUUGGCAUUGCAUUGGCCGUUUUGGUAAUAGUCACUGGAUUAUAUACAUAUUUUCAGGUUCAUAAAUCCUCUUCCAUAAUGGACUCAUUUAAGAACCUUGUUCCGCAAUACGCUACAGUUAUACGAGAAGGGGAAAUAAACACGAUUAGUUCAAACGAAAUAGUAAAGGGAGAUAUUGUAGAAGUUAAAUUUGGUGAUAGGGUUCCAGCUGACAUUCGAAUAUUAGAAGCUCAUGGACUUAAAGUGGAUAACUCUUCCUUAACUGGAGAAUCCGAGCCUCAAGUGAGAUCUACAGAAUUUACACAUGAAAACCCAUUGGAAACAAGAAACUUGGCUUUUUUUUCUACAAACGUACUUGAAGGUACUUGCCGAGGUGUUGUCAUUGCUACUGGUGACAGCACAGUGAUGGGACGAAUAGCAAACUUAGCGGCAGGACUGGACGACGUACAAUCACCUAUUUCCAGGGAAAUACAACAUUUUAUUCAGGUUAUUACAAUAUUUGCAUUGGUACUAGGACUAUCUUUUUUUGCAAUAAGUUUAACACUAGGUUAUGAAUUUAUUGAUGCAGUUGUGUUUCUUAUUGGAAUUAUAGUUGCAAACGUCCCUGAGGGGUUACUAGUAACAGUAACUGUAUGUUUAACCCUUACUGCAAAACGCAUGGCUUCCAAAAAUUGUUUGGUUAAGAACUUAGAAGCUGUUGAGACUUUAGGAUCGACAUCAACAAUCUGUUCGGAUAAAACAGGAACCCUUACUCAAAAUCGAAUGACUGUUGCUCACUUAUGGUAUGAUCAAAAAAUUGUUGAAUCUGACACUACUGAAUCAUUCCGAGGAUCCCACUUUAAAAUGGAGGAUAAAUCAUUUUAUGCUCUUUUUAUGUGUGCCGCACUUUGCAAUUCAGCUGAGUUUAAAGGAGGUCAAGAUGAUAUUCCCGUAUUUAAAAAAGAUGUUAAUGGGAAUGCAUCAGAGGCUGCUCUUUUAAAAUUCACCGAAUCGGUUUUUGGAGGUAUCAGUGCUUUUCGUCAAAAGCAUUUGAAAUUGACCGAAAUUCCCUUUAAUUCAACAGAAAAGUAUCAAGUUUCUGUUCACGAAUUUAAUUCAAGCGAUGGAUACUUUAUACUUGAGAUGAAAGGGGCUCCAGAGAGAAUAUUGGAUCGCUGUACUAAGAUAAUAAUUCAAGGACAGUCUGUAGAACUUACGCCUGCAUUAAAAAUGGAAUUUGAAGAAGCUUAUUUAGAAAUGGGCGGAAUGGGUGAAAGAGUAUUAGGAUUUGCUGACCUCAUACUUCCCAUGACUGAAUAUCAAAUUUCUUACGAUUUUAGAGCAGAUCCUCCAAACUUUCCAUUAGAAAAUCUUCGUUUUCUUGGAUUAAUAUCGUUAAUAGACCCGCCACGAGUGGCAGUCCCAGACGCAGUUGCAAAGUGCCGUUCAGCAGGUGUACGUGUAAUUAUGGUAACCGGAGAUCACCCUAUUACUGCUAAAGCCAUAGCCCGUAGUGUGGGCAUUAUUACAACGCCUACUGCAGGGGACAUGGCCAAAGAACGUGGCGUUACAGUACUCGAAAUCGAUCCCCGACAAGCUACUUCUAUUGUGGUUCACGGUGGUGAGCUACGUGACAUGAAAGCAGAAGAAUUGGACGCUGUUAUAUACUAUCAUAAUGAAAUCGUUUUUGCCCGAACAUCUCCACAGCAGAAGCUUUUAAUCGUAGAAGCUUGUCAAAGACGUGGUGAAAUUGUUGCUGUAACUGGCGAUGGUGUUAAUGACUCCCCAGCAUUAAAGAGAGCUGAUAUUGGGGUUGCCAUGGGUAUUUCUGGAUCUGAUGUUUCUAAACAGGCGGCAGAUAUGAUUCUACUGGAUGACAAUUUUGCAUCAAUUGUUGUUGGUAUUGAAGAGGGGCGGAUUAUUUUCGAUAAUCUCAAAAAGUCCAUCGCAUAUACAUUAACUUCAAAUCUUCCGGAGAUAUUGCCGUUUUUAUUUUUUGUGUUAUUUGAUAUACCUUUAGCUCUAGGCACUAUAGCAAUUCUUUGCAUCGAUAUCGGCACUGAUAUGCUUCCGGCAAUAUCGCUAGCUUAUGAAAAAGCGGAAUCUGAUAUAAUGGCGCGUAUGCCAAGAGAUCCUUUUGAAGACCGUUUGGUAAAUAAAAAGUUAAUUCUAAUGGCUUACUUGCAAAUUGGAGUUAUACAAGCUGUUGCAGCUUUCUUUACUUUUUUUGCAAUAAUGGCAGAGCAUGGAUUUCCCCCGUCCAGACUUAAAGGAAUUCGAGAGAACUGGGACUCAAAGUAUGUGGAAGACCUUGAAGAUGGCUACGGACAAGAAUGGACCUACAGAGAACGUAAAGUUCUUGAAUAUAGAGCAAGUACCGGAUUUUUUGUGUCGAUUGUUGUGACACAGGUAUUUGACCUUUUAAUAUGCAAAACUCGUCGAAACUCAAUCCUGCAACAAGGUAUGAGCAAUCAUGUACUUAACUUCGCUUUGGUUCUUGAAAUCAUUAUUGCCUGUAUACUAUGCUAUGUUCCAGUAUUUGAAAAAACAUUAAGAAUGUAUUCCAUAAAAUUUAUUUGGUGGAUAUAUGCACUUCCUUUUGGGUUAUUAAUUUUUAUUUUUGAUGAGAGUCGCCGAUUUCUAAUAAGAAGAAACCCAGGCGGCUGGGUGGAGCAAGAGACUUAUUAUUAAUUAAUAUAAUCUAUCACUCCAGUUACACCAAUAAAUUUCCGCCGUCGCCAUUACGACUAAAGGAAAGUAUUUCGUAUGAGGCACUAAAUAAAUAAUAAGUAAUUAUC